Apis cerana (Asiatic honeybee) is the source of this 1266-nucleotide messenger RNA. RefSeq names its product longitudinals lacking protein, isoforms A/B/D/L. The record is from RefSeq and is a predicted model, not a curated record. NCBI's taxonomy places the organism in Eukaryota, Metazoa, Arthropoda, Insecta, Hymenoptera, Apidae.
UCAGGAUGGAUAUAAAUAAACACACACUUAUCUUUCACUGUACACUCAAGUGAAAAAUGUCACGAAAAAUAAAAAUGCUUGUCCAUCUCUGUCGCGUUGUACUCUUCGAGGUUAUGUUUAUCGUUACUGAUAUUCUCAUCGAUAGGGAGCAUGCAAACUGUGUCGGAAUAUAUGUUUGUGGGAUACAUUUGGACGAAGGGAUUAGCGAGUGAAAUUUGUUUCAUCGUGGAGAUCGUCGUCGAAUGGAAAAAGUAACAAAAAUUUUCUCACGAUGCGUCUAAGAUACACGUCAUGGUCGCCAUGAUGGAAACUGGUGGCGCUGUGCGAUUUCUCAUCUGGUGAUCCUUGAAGAAUUUACGAAACGUUUGCAGGACACCGAUCGAAGAUUCGACCUCUCAUAAAUCGAAAAAUGGAUUUUCUGUAUUACGCGAACCAUUCCUACAAGAAGCAACGAUUACGAUUCGACAACUCGUACAAGAAAUUCCCGUGCCCGAAUUGCCCGAGCGUGUUCGUCUGGAAAUGCACGUUGAAGAGGCAUUUGCGGAACGAGUGCGGCCAAGAGCCGCGAUUCAAGUGUCCACACUGCGACUACCGUGGCAAAUGGAAGGCGAACAUAUGCAGACAUAUCAAGAGAGUCCAUAAGAAUUGCAGCAUUUACGUUUUGGACACUUAGUAAUGGGACGGAGAAUUGGUGGACGUUCGCGGCCGAGUACACGGCCAAUAAAUCGACGAAACGAAGGCGAAUGAAAGUGAGGACGGCCGUGUACGUGUGUCCAACACCGAAUUGCGCCAAAUCAUUCAAUUGGAAAGGAAAUUUGAACAGACAUCUGAGAUACGAGUGCGGCCUUCAGCCACGGUUCAAGUGUCCGUAUUGCGCGUAUUGUUGCAAGGUUAAAGGAGACGUAAACAAACACAUAAUAAGAAAACACCAGGGUUUGGCUAUUUACGUGGUCGACCUGUUCGCGUCUACAACAAGUUAAAACGAUCGUGUUUUCAAUUUAAUUUAAAAUUGUAUUUUCGUUCGAAUAAAAUAUACGACUUGUCCCCUCCCUUUCUACUACUAUUCCCAACAUUGUUCGAAACGAAGUGGUAAGAGACAAUUUGCAAUGAUUACGUUCUGGUGAUUGUAUUACAUUGAUUAUAAUUGUUACUUGUUUCACGAUUGUACGAUUAAUUGUUUCUUUGAAUACAGGUUGAAUUACAGACGAUAUUUUGAUUAAGAAUUUAAGACUCUCACGAUGUUAACAAGCAAGUUUUUUCAAGCAA